AUUAUUAAAUAUAAAAUUUAAUUUUAAAGAAUUGGUACUAUUUAAUAUAAAUUCCACCAUAUUGUAUAUAUGGUGAAGUCAGCCAUUUUUGUGGAAUCCGUCUUUUCUUGAUAAUUGAACAUGAAGAUCGGACUUUGUGCAUAUAGUGGAUAUAAAAUAUAUCCCGGUCAUGGUAAAACCAUGGUAAAAGUGGAUGGAAAAACAUUCACUUUCUUGAAUUCAAAAUGUGAAUCCGCACAUUUAAUGAGACGUAAUCCAAGAAAAGUCACGUGGACUGUAUUAUAUAGACGAAAACAUAAAAAAGGACAAGAAGAAGAACAAGCAAAAAAAAGAACAAGACGUACUCAAAAAUUUCAACGUGCUAUUGUAGGUGCAUCUCUUACAGAUAUUUUAGCAAAACGUAAUAUGAAACCAGAAAUUCGUAAAGCACAGAGAGAACAAGCUAUUAAAAUGUCUUAAAAUAAAUGAAUUGCUUCACCCAGAAUUGUUAUAUUCAUUGCACUGUCUGGCUUUUGCGGGUUCAUACAAAUCUUAUACAUAUAGAUAUUAUUAUAUGUACACAUCUUAUGUUAUUAUAUUUAUUAAAAUAUAUAUAUGUUAAAUAAAUUCUAUUUUAGAGCUGCAAAGGAACAAAAGAAAGCUGCAAAAGCAACAAAGAAAGCAGUUGUACCUCCUAAAACAAAGGCUAUUCCAAAACAUAAAGCUGCAAAAAUAACACAAAAAUCAGCUCCACGUGUUGGAGGAAAACGUUAAAUUUUAGCAUUGUAUAAAUAAAAAGAUACUUUAUA
Messenger RNA from Apis mellifera (honey bee), 788 nucleotides. It is a transcript of the gene RpL24, whose product is annotated as 60S ribosomal protein L24. Gene Ontology annotation, biological process: cytoplasmic translation. Gene Ontology annotation, cellular component: cytosolic large ribosomal subunit. The transcript is spliced from 5 exons. NCBI's taxonomy places the organism in Eukaryota, Metazoa, Arthropoda, Insecta, Hymenoptera, Apidae. Gene Ontology annotation, molecular function: structural constituent of ribosome; mRNA binding. Bases 121 to 459 code for a protein of 112 amino acids. The record is from RefSeq and is a predicted model, not a curated record.